Molecule: messenger RNA, 1722 nt
Organism: Cetraspora pellucida
Lineage: Eukaryota; Fungi; Glomeromycota; Glomeromycetes; Diversisporales; Gigasporaceae
Source: the annotation of a GenBank genome assembly
AUGAAUAAUGAUAUUAACCAUCCUUACAAGAAAAUUUUUGACAAUGAAGGGAAAGAUGAAUUUUUUGAAAUAGAAUACGAAAGCGGUGGUGGUGUUGGAACGUCACAGAAUAGGUUGACUCAAAACAAAUUUAGGAGAAGUUUAGCGCAAGAAAGUAGUGAUAAUGAAAAUGAAAAAACAAAGACGACUGAUGAAGUAGGAAGCAGUCUUAACUUAGUAUGGUUAGGAUUUAAAAAGUUCCUUGGAUUUGUUGGACCUGGAUAUGUUGUAGCUGUUGGAUAUUUUGAUCCCGGAAAUUGGGCGACUGAUUUAGCAGGUGGAUCUAAUUUCGGAUACUCGCCUCUUUUCAUAAUUUUAUUAUCAAAUCUUUUUGCAAUGUUGUUACAAAGCUUGGCUAUCAAGUUAGGCACUGUCACGGGGAUGGAUCUUGCUCAAGCAUGCAGAGCUUUUUUCCCACCAUAUUUGAGAUACUUUUUAUACAUGCUAUGUGAACUUGCAAUCAUUGCAACUGACUUGGCGGAGGUUAUAGGCAGUGCAAUUGCUCUAAAUAUUCUUUUCAGUAUUCCUUUACCAUUGGGAGUUGCUAUAACCGCAUGUGACGUUAUGAUAAUCUUACUAAUCUAUCGUGAAAAUAACCUAAACUCUUCACGAAUUAUAGAAUCUCUUGUGAUGAUAUUAGUCAGUAUAAUCGGUGCUUGCUUUAUCGUGGAAUUAUUUCUUUCUAAACCAGUUGCAAGCCUUGUGUUUUCAGGAUACUUACCUAAUUCUGACUUAUUCACUGAUUCAAAAGAAUUAUUCGUUUCUGUUGGUAUAAUUGGUGCAACUGUUAUGCCACAUAAUCUUUAUUUACAUUCACAUCUAAUCAAAGUUAGGAAAUAUCGCGAAGAAUCUAAAGUAUUGAAUGAUAUAGAUAAUAGCUUAGAAGCUAACCAAAUUGAAUCCGAUCAAAAAGUACAUUCGGUCAAGACGAUGAUUAAAAAAAUAACCUACAGAACCAUAAAAUUAUCUUCUAUAGAUUCUUCUGUAGCGUUAACAUUCGCACUAUUUAUAAAUUCUGCGAUAUUGAUUGUUGCUGCAACAAAUUUUUAUUACAAUAACAAUAAUGCAUCAUCAAAGGUAGCUGGUUUAUUUGAUGCUUAUAAUUUAUUAACAAAGUAUCUUGGAGGAUCCGCAGGUAUUAUAUUUGCCUUGGCGUUAUUAAUAUCUGGGCAAUCCGCGACUCUCACAGCCACUAUAGCAGGUCAAGUUGUUAUGGAAGGAUUCCUUGGUUGGGUAAUACCUUCGUGGAUGAGGCGACUAUUCACACGUGCUGUUGCUAUUGCACCUGCAAUGUUAAUUGCAGUUAUAAAUGGGCAAAAUGGACUGACAGAUAUGCUGGUCGCUAGUCAAGUAGCAUUGUGUGUUCAGCUACCAUUCGCUAUUAUACCAUUGGUUUAUUUUACUAGUGCUAAAAAAUGUAUGACUGUUGAUGUAAGAAAUGCUUUUAAUCCUAGGAGUGAAAGGGAUGAUGAAAAUGAAGAAGGUAGGGUUGUAUUAUUGACUCCUUUGAUACCUGCGGAGUCUAAUGGUAAUAAAUUAACGAACGUUUCGGUGGAUGAGAAAUAUUUACUGGAUUUUACGAAUCCAGUUUGGUUAAUCAUUAUUUCGAGUAUUGUUUGUUUUAUUAUUGUUUGCUUGGAUAUUUUUUUGAUAUAUUCCGCCAUCCAAGGAAAGACACGAUAG